AUGUUUAAACGACAUUGGCUUAUUGUACCUACAAUGCCCUCGCAGCCCGAGCGUAGAGACGGCGGGGCGGCGGGAAGCAAGGCGGCGCGGGGGAGCACGCAGCCUCCGCGCUGCGCAUCUCGGCCUCUCGGGGCGCGCGGCGACAUCGACACUCGGCAGUCGACGUCUCCGCAGUACCAGUCGCGCCCCAACCGCGUCGACGUCCGCACGCUCGCUCGACUCGCGCCUCCCGUCGCGUCCGCUCUGCCCCGCACACGCAACCACAACCCUGCUCUGCAACCCGCUGCACGCACGCACAAGAUGAUCCCAAGACGCAAGCACAACGCGUCGUCCGGCUCGCUGCCGCCGCCCGACGACAAGCACGCCAGCAACGACUACAUACUGUCGGACAACGAAGCACGACGCGGAUGGUGCGCUGCGCUGCGCCGCCGCUUUAACCGCAAAACGCUGCACAAACGACUCCCCAUCACAGCAUGGCUGCCUCAGUACAACACAGAGAAAGCCAUAGGGGAUCUGAUUGCUGGAGUGACUGUGGGUCUCACAGUGAUCCCACAGUCGCUUGCCUACUGCAACAUCGCGGGGCUACCGCCGCAAUACGGUCUUUACGGCUCUUUCAUGGGCUGCUUUGUGUACAUCAUACUGGGCGGGUGCCGUGCUGUGCCCGCUGGACCUACAGCUAUCGCAUCGCUGCUCACAUACCAGGUGGCCGGUGGUGUCGUAGAAAAAGCCAUCCUACUCAACUUCUUCGCGGGUCUUGUAAAGCUGCUCAUGGGCGUGCUGGGUCUCGGCUUCCUCAUUAACUUCGUAUCGGGCCCCGUGUCCUCUGGGUUCACUUCUGCUGUCGCACUCAUGAUCGCUACGUCGCAAGUCAAAGAUCUGUUCGCAAUCUCUGUGACCGGCACUACGUUUCUGCAGCAAUGGAUCUCUAUCUUCCGUAACCUGCAUUCUGCUUCGCUCUGGGAUCCUGUGCUCGGCUUCAUUUGCAUAACUCUGCUGCUGAUAUUGAGGAAACUGGGCAUGAUAAAAAUAGGUGCCAACACCGAGGGCGGGCCGACUACGAGACAGAAAGUGAUCACCAAGGCUUUGUGGCUGAUCAGCACCUGCCGUAACGCCAUCAUGGUUAUUGCGACCGGCGUGCUCGGCUACUGGUUUAUCAACACGCGAGGAGAUUCUCCCGUCAAACUUAUGGGGCCAAUCCCGUCAGGGGUGCCGAUGCCGCAAUUGCCGCCCUUCAGCUACGUGCGGGCUGACAACACCACAGCGGACUUCGUCGAUAUGAUGUCUGAGUUGGGUUCUGGGCUCAUAGUUAUCCCACUGAUCGUGUUGUUGGAAGACAUAGCCAUUUGUAAGGCAUUCUCCGACGGGCGCACUAUCGAUGCCACUCAAGAGAUGAUAGCACUGGGCGUGGCCAGCAUAGCAAACUCGUUCAUGCAAGGCUACCCGGGUGGCGGAUCGCUCGCGCGCUCGGUUGUCUGCAACGGGUCUGGCGUCAAGACGACCUUGAAUGGAUUGUACACCGGUCUGAUGGUCAUCCUAGCCCUGCAGUUCUUCACACAGUACUUCGAGUUCAUACCAAAGGCGGCACUGGCUGCUGUUAUAGUGGCCGCCAUUCUCUUCAUGGUAGAAUACAACGUCAUCAAACCUAUGUGGCGCGCAAAAAAACUGGACUUGAUUCCGGGCGUGGGCACGUUCAUGUUGUGCCUAAUACUGCCCAUCGAGUUGGGCAUCCUGACCGGCGUCAUCGUCAACAUUAUAUUUAUUCUGUACCACGCGGCGCGUCCUAAGCUUUCUGUGGAGACACUUAAGACGGAGCACGGUGUGGAAUACCUUAUGAUAACGCCCGACCGCUGCCUGAUGUUCCCGUCGGUCGACUACGUGCGGCGGCUGGUGACCAAGUUCGCGGGCAGCAGUUCGGUGCCGGUGGUGCUGGAGUGCACGCACAUCUACAGCGCCGACUACACCGCCGCCAAGAGCAUCGAGCAGCUCACGAGCGACUUCCACGCGCGCCGGCAGCCGCUCUACUUCUAUAACGUCAAGCCAUCCGUCUGCUCCAUAUUUGAAGCCGUGGCGAAGCCCGAGCACUUCGUAGUGUUCUACGAGGACGAGGAGCUGGACCGGCUGCUGGCGGCCGACGAGCGCCUCGAGCCCAGCAAGACACCGCCGCCGCCUUCGCUGGGCGGCGCUUAG
Molecule: messenger RNA, 2187 nt
Organism: Arctia plantaginis
Lineage: Eukaryota; Metazoa; Arthropoda; Insecta; Lepidoptera; Erebidae
Source: the annotation of a GenBank genome assembly